Diplodia corticola is the source of this 687-nucleotide messenger RNA. RefSeq lists its product as uncharacterized. NCBI's taxonomy places the organism in Eukaryota, Fungi, Ascomycota, Dothideomycetes, Botryosphaeriales, Botryosphaeriaceae. Bases 1 to 687 code for a protein of 228 amino acids. The record is from RefSeq and is a predicted model, not a curated record. The transcript has 2 exons.
AUGUGGGGACGCGGAGGCGCAGGUAAUAUCCAGCAGGCCGCAGAGGCCAACAAGCAGCGCGCAUCGGAGACCCAAGACCUCGAAGCCGCCAACCCAACCACAUCAGCAGCCACGGACGACUCUGCCGCCGCCGCCAACACCGCCGCGGCGUCACAGGAAUACGCGCACAUGGGCCGCGGCGGCGCGGGCAACUUCUACUCCCCCGCCGCCCUCAGCUCCACCGGCACCUUCGUCAACGACCCCACCACCGCCAGCACGACCAACCCGUCCUUCUCCACCGCCGAGCCCCCGCCCGCGCCCCUCUCCAACCUAGACUCCAGCUCCAACUGGUGGAACACGGCCAAAACGUCGUCGUCGUCGUCCUCCCCCACCACGACCACCACCCCAUCCGCUCCCACCUCGAACUCGACCACCACCACCGGGACCUCCUCCACCACCUCCUCCGUCCCCGUCGCCCGCACCGGCCGCGGCGGCGCCGGCAACUACGUCUGGGGCACCGCCGACGUGAGCGAGCGGCGCGCGGAGCAGAUCCGGCGCGAGUGGGGCGAGCUGCGCGAGCGCGAGCGCGGCGUCCGCAAAAAGGUGGCCGAGGACGUGGAGCUGGCGGUGCCGAAGCCGCCGUCGGCGGUGCUGGGCGGGCCGGGCCGCGGGACGAAUGGCGGGGUGGGGAGGGGGGAGUGGGAGUGA